This is a messenger RNA of Panicum virgatum (switchgrass), 1939 nucleotides long. Its product is annotated as BAHD acyltransferase DCR-like. The coding region runs from base 286 to 1632 and encodes 448 amino acids. The record is from RefSeq and is a predicted model, not a curated record. Lineage: Eukaryota; Viridiplantae; Streptophyta; Magnoliopsida; Poales; Poaceae. The transcript has 2 exons.
CACCGACCCAUCAUCAUUGCCAUCCUCCUUUCCUUCUUCCCCGGCCGCCAUUUUCCUCUCCCGACCUCACUCGUGUUUCCCACCACCAUUAAUGCCCGACCCACCACCUCCGAUCCUGCUGGCCGGCAGAGGCAGAGGCUGAGGCUCCGCCGCUCCAUCCAUCCCGGAUCUAUCCCUAUAUCACUCACCCACCUCCGCGCGCUUAGCUUCACUACUAUACUAGUGCUAGCUAACUCUUCAGCUCGUAGCUAGUAACAAGCAAGCAAGGAGGCAAGCACGGCGACAAUGGCCGGCGUCGUCGAGAAUGGCAGCGGCAGCAUGAGCACCGCGGAGCAGCAGGAGCAGGUAGCGGUGACGGUGACGGGCAGCCGCACGGUGGCGCCGGCCAAGAGCCGGUGCGCCCUGGCCACCUUCGACCUCCCCUACAUCACCUUCUACUACAACCAGAAGUUGCUCCUGUACCGCACCGCCGUGGACUUCCCCGAAGCCGUGGCGCGCCUCACGGCCGCGCUCUCCGACGCGCUCCGCGUCUUCUACCCGCUCGCCGGCCGCAUCCGGCAGGACGCCGACGGCGCGCUCACCGUGGAGGGCGACGAGGGCGCCGAGGUCCUGGAGGCCGAGGCCGAGGGCGUCGCCGUGGACGAGCUCGCCGGAGGGGACUGCGGCGAGAGGGUCAUGCAGCAGCUGGUGCCGUACACCGGCGUCAUGAACCUCGAGGGGCUCCGGCGCCCGCUGCUCGCCGUCCAGGUGACCAAGCUCAAGGACGGCCUAGCCGUGGGUUGCGCCUUCAACCACGCCGUGCUGGACGGCACGUCGACGUGGCACUUCAUGUCGUACUGGGCCGAGCUGUGCCGCAGCACUGGUCCAUUGCAGCAGCCGCAGCCCAUCCACGAUCGGUCCCUGGCCCGGUCCGUCCGCGUUCGGCUGGAGCUUCCCGAGUCCGCCGAGGCCCACGAGAAGACCGACCCCAACGGGCCCAAGAAGGCCCUGGUGGCCCGCGUCUUCUCCUUCCCGGCGCCCACCGUGGCGCGCAUCAAGGCCGCCGCCAACGCCGCGCUCCCGCCCCCGCCCGCCGCCAAGCCCUUCUCCACCUUCCAGUCCCUGUCCGCGCACCUCUGGCGCGCCGUCUCCCGCGCCCGCGCCCUCGGCCCCGCCGACCUCACCGCCUUCGCCGUCUUCGCCGACUGCCGCGCCCGCCUCGACCCGCCGCUCCCGCCCGCCUACUUCGGCAACCUCAUCCAGGCCGUCUUCACCGGCGUGCCCGCGGGGAUGCUCCUCGCCGGGCCCCCCGAGCUGGCGGCGGGCCUGCUGCAGAAGGCCAUCGACGACCACGACGCCGCCGCCGUGUCGCGGCGGCUCGACGAGUACGAGGCCGCGCCCAAGCUCUUCCACUACAGCGACGCCGGGCCCAACUGCGUCGCCGUGGGGAGCUCCCCGCGCUUCAAGGUCUACGACGUCGACUUCGGAUUCGGCAGGCCCGAGCGCGUGCGCAGCGGCGCCAACAACAAGUUCGACGGCAUGGUCUACCUCUACCCAGCCCGCGACGGCGACGGAGGCAUCGACGUCGAGCUGGCGCUGCAGCCGGAGCCGAUGCGGAGGCUCCAGGAGGACGCCGACUUCCUGCUAGCCUAGCUACCGACCUACCUACCUACCUACCUACCUACCUACCUACUUUAUUGGUAAAAUUGCAUUCAAUUCCGCAUGUAUGUUCAACCGGUUGUACUUUAAUAAUGAACCUGCUAGUGCUCGAUCUUGUGUCUUUUUUUUUUUGUGCGUGUGACUUGUAUUUGUACUCCUACUCUUGUACUACUAUCUCGUUAUUACUAUAUAGAGUAGUACGUACGUACGUACUACUUAUUAUGUACCACUACUGGACGGAAUGGAUCGUCAGGAACAGAAUAAAUAAUAAAUCUACUAAGAGUAUAUAAUUAAUUAAUUC